This is a messenger RNA of Geodia barretti, 1104 nucleotides long. Lineage: Eukaryota; Metazoa; Porifera; Demospongiae; Tetractinellida; Geodiidae. The record is from the annotation of a GenBank genome assembly.
AUGACAACCCUUGCUCCGCGCACCCAGCACCCGUACUACAUGUACGAGGCCAUCGCCGCCCAGCCCGACGCCAUACGUUCGGUCAUCUCGACCCAGAAAGAGCGUUGCGCAGAGGUGGCCGAGGUUCUUUCGCAAAAACGCCGCAUCUACGUCGUGGGCAUUGGCACAUCGUGGCACGCGGCGUUGGCGGGAGCGUCCAUAAUGGAAGCAGGGCAGAUGGAAGCAGGGCCGAUGGACGCCGGCCCGGAGGCUUUCGCGUGCAAUUCGUUCGAGUUCUGUGUGUCGCCGCCGCGCGUCACGGCGGACGACGCAGUCAUCGUCAUCAGCCAUCGCGGCACCAAGCGGUCAUCCUACGACGCGCUGGACGUUGCCAAGGAUCUCGGGGCCUAUACCGUCGCCAUCACUUCGACCGACCCGGGGCCACGCAUCCAGGUCGCCGACGUCGGUAUCCGGACCGUCGACCAGGAGAAGUCCGCGGCGUUCACGAUAAGCUACACCACGGCGCUCACCGUGCUUGCCCUGCUCAACCUGGGCAUAGCCGGUCGAUUGGAUGAUCCGACCAACGGGCUGGACGCGUUGCCGCAGCAAGUAGCCGACAUCCUGGAUGCAGAGGCGGACGUUCGCACGGUAGUCGCUGAGCAUCGCCUUCGGCGCAGGUUCAUCUCCGCGGGCUGGGGUGCGAACCGGGCCAAUGCCUACGAGGUCGCGCUCAAGAUAAAGGAGACCAGCCGCGCCGACUGCGAGGGUUUCCAGACCGAACAGUUACUCCACGGACCCUUCUGCUCCCUGGAUUCCGACUGCAUGCUCACGCUGAUCGCUCCUGCCGGCGAGGACCGCGGUCGCUCCGUAGAUCUGGCGAAAGCCGCUCGUGAGCUGGGCUCACCCGUGUGGGCGUUGACAAACCGGGGCGAUGCCGGGUUGGCAGACGCGGGCGCCGUCACCUUCCCGUUGCCCGACUGCCCGGCAUACCUCAUGCCGAUUGCCAGCGUCGUUCCGCUGCAACUGUUCACCUACCACCUGGCCCUGGCUCGCGGGACACAUCCCGACCUGUUCCAGCAGGACGACCCGCUCCAAGCCGCGGCGCGCACCCACUACGACCUUUAG